Molecule: messenger RNA, 1251 nt
Organism: Ustilago hordei
Lineage: Eukaryota; Fungi; Basidiomycota; Ustilaginomycetes; Ustilaginales; Ustilaginaceae
Exons: 1
Coding region: 1-1251 (416 amino acids)
Biological process (GO): glycolipid biosynthetic process
Cellular component (GO): mitochondrion; lipid droplet; plasma membrane
Source: RefSeq, a predicted model, not a curated record
AUGUCGAAAAAGUACGAUCUGAUCGUCUUUGGUGCUACAGGAUACACGGGUCAGUUGGUAUGCCGAUAUCUUGUUUCCCACCCCGAAUCCCAUUCUUGGGCUGUAGCUGGUCGUUCUGCUUCUCGUCUUGCCUCUCUCAAGAACAACCUUUCUCUCCCUUGUUCCGUGCGGGUGAUUGAAGCUGAGACUUGCAACUAUGCUUCUCUCACUUCUAUGAGCUCGCAAGGUCGAGUGCUGAUUAACAUGGUUGGACCUUACCGACCUUUCAAAGGGGAUCAGGUGGUUGGAGCUUGUGUCGAGACUGGAACGCACUAUGUCGACCUUUCCGGCGAGACGGGCUUUAACAGCGAUAUUAUCCAGCAGUUCCACCUAGCAGCGCAGGCAAAGGCAGUCGUGAUUUGCAACAGUGUUGGCUUCGAUUCGCUUCCGUUCGAUCUUAGCACCUACCUUGCAGUGCAGAAGGCGAAGCAGUUGACGGGUGGAAAGAGCCAUGUGAAGCUAGCCGAGUGCGCUUAUGACUUGCCAGAAUCUCUCUCUGCCGGCACGUUGAGUAGUGCAAUUAGUAUGGCAAGCGAAAAGGAACAGAUGUAUGCUACUCGAGGCGAUUGGCUUUCUCCCAUUGCUAAAUCGGCUAGUUUGCAGUUCAACACAGUGCGAUGGUUCCCUCAACGUCAAAGCUGGGGUUCCCAGAACACGUUUUCCUUGCACAACACACGUAUGGUCAACCGCACCUGGGGUCUGCUCCAGCACCAUCACUCCCCUCAAGCUUACGGUCAAGCUUUCGUAUAUAAAGAGGGAAACAUUGUCCCCAACAAACUCCUCGGUGUUUUGCUCGCUUACAUCGGUGCUGUUUCCAUCUGGGUUCUCAUGAACUUCGCAGUCGUUCGUACACUGGUGGCCAAGACUAUGCCGCCUAACUCGGGUCCGUCGGAGAAGAGUCUGGUCAACUCCAAGUUGAGGGUCGAGACUGUUGCGACUGCUAACGAUGGGACCAAGGCGAUUUGUAGGAUCAAGGCAAACGGCCAUGCGGGCUACUUGUUGACCGCUAGGAUGAUUGUGGAGACUGCAUUGACCAUCAUUGAUGACAAGAGCAACAAGACCAAUCCUUUCGAGAAGGCUCAGGUGGAGGGUGGAGCGUUGACACCUGCCUUGGUCGGGGCUGAGAGGUUGGCGGAGAGGUUGGUCAAGUACAGUCAGUUUGAGAUCACGACCGAGCCUUUCGAGGAUGGUCAGGUCAACAAGUCCAAGUGA